Messenger RNA from Notodromas monacha, 953 nucleotides. Lineage: Eukaryota; Metazoa; Arthropoda; Ostracoda; Podocopida; Cyprididae. The record is from the annotation of a GenBank genome assembly.
AUUUCCGGCUUGCAAUAGGUACCUGCUCUGUAGAUGGGAGAGUGAAAUUUUACUCCCAGUGAACCGGGAAGAAAUGAAGACCAAUGCAUCUCGAAGUUCAAAAACUGAGGACUUGGAAGACGAAGAGAAGAAAAAACCUGCUGGAAGGAUGUCAGCGUACGCUUAUUAUUUACAAACGUGUCGAGAGGAGUUGAGAGAUCGUUUUCCGAACGAUAAACUGGAUUUUUCUCAAUUCACGAGGAUGUGCAACGACCGAUGGAAGACAAUGACGGGGGAUCAGAAGGCGCGUUACAUUCACUUGGCCAAGCGUGAUUCAACACGUUUCUCUCUCGAGAUGAUGAUUUAUCAGGAAGGGAAAUCAAGACCCAUCCGGCGUUGGGAGAAGGAUCCCCGGAGACCGAAGCGAGCCAUGUCAGCGUAUCUGUAUUUUUGCGAGCAAGAACGCGGAAAAUUGCGCCAAGAGUACGAAGACAAGGCGAUGCGAGACAUUUCCCGUGAGUUGGGCAAAGCCUGGGCUCUCACUCCCCCGGAUGUGAAGAAGAAAUUCGAGAAACUGUCAGAGAUUGACAAAGACCGAUAUCGAAAAGAAAUCGCGGAGUACAAGAUGCUGACAAAAGGUGAAAAUCGCUCCGGGAAAUCACGAUGCUCUUCACGAUACCAGGGUUUGGAAGACGAAGAUUCGCUGGAUGAAGAAAAUGGGAUGGAGGACAUGCUGGAAAGCAGUUCGAAAUAGUUAUCCCAACGUGGUUCCAACUUUUAUUUAUUUAUUUCUUCCGAGCGAUUUUCCGUGAGCGGUGAAGAAUUUUGCUCAGGUCAGGUUUAAACAUUUUUUUUGCAAUCCGCUAUGAAUUGAAUCCGGAAAGUUGGUGGAGUUCCGUAUUGAUUAAUUUUGUAAUCGUUGAUGUGCAACAUUAAAAAUCAGCAGCUACCGGCUGCGUUUAAUGCUAUGCUUA